ACUGAAACCCUGGUCGACGGCACAACUUCCCAAGUUAGCAAUUUAGGCAAGGGAAACAAUCCCCAAAAGUUCCUAAAGUGAGGAAGGGGGUAAUUAUUCAAACGCAUUUAAAUAAACAAACAUUCGUAAAAAUAAAUGCAUGUCAAUGCAAAUCUGACUGACUCUUCAUAAAUCUCAAUAGUGCACGCUUGUAACGAGUGAUCAAUGGACUUCCCACAGCUACCCCCUCACACCGGGUCAGUGUUGUCUGUAGUGGACAUGCACACAGGCGGCGAGCCCUUGCGCGUUAUCGUCAGCGGGUAUCCGGAAGUUAAAGGGGACACUAUUCUCGCCAAACGUCGCUAUGUUCGAGAGCACCUCGAUCACCUCCGCAAAGUGUUAAUGUUUGAGCCACGUGGUCACUAUGAUAUGUACGGAGCGCUGUUGGUCAGCAGUGAGUUGCCUGAAGCCGACCUCGGGGUCUUGUUCAUGCACAAUGAAGGCUACAGCACUAUGUGCGGUCACGCUGUCAUUGCGCUCGGGCGCUUCGCUGUGGAUUAUGGCUUGAUCAAAGCGCCCACUUCACCAGAGACUCAGAUCAACAUACACUGUCCCUGCGGUUUAGUCAAAGCUUUCACUCAGUAUGCAGAUGGCCAAACUGGGGCUGUCAGAUUCCACAGUGUACCUGCCUUUGCGUUUGCUACAGAUGUCAGUGUCUCUGUACCUGGAUAUGGGAACAUCACUGUGGAUAUAAGUUAUGGCGGAGCUCUUUAUGCUUUUGUGAGUGCUGACAAGUUCAGAUUGGAUGUGAACAAAUCCAAAACCAGAGAUUUGGUGGAUGCUGCAACUGCGGUGACACAAGCUGUGAAAUCCCAGGUAAAGCUGUCCCACCCAGUGAGUGAAGAUUUGGCAUUCCUCUAUGGUACAAUCCUUACUGAUGACAAAGAUGUUUAUUCUGAAGAACCCACUGCCAAUGUGUGUGUGUUUGCUGAUGCACAGGUUGAUAGAAGUCCAACCGGGUCAGGCGUUACCGCUCGCGUAGCUCUUCAGUACCAUAAAGGCUUGAUCGGACUGAACCAGACCAGAAGCUUCCAGAGCGGAGCUACAGGAUCAGUAUUUACAGGAAAAGCAAUAGAGAAGACCACAUGUGGGGAUUACAGGGCUGUGGUAGUGGAGGUCGCAGGUCAAGCUCACUACAGCGGUGUAGCCAGCUUCACCCAAGAGAGCGAUGACACCCUCAGUGGAGGUUUUCUGCUGCGCUAAAUCAGUUCCAGGUUACAGCGCAGAUUUCGGCAUGAUCGCAGAUACAGCGCAGGACCAUCAUCCCAAGGAGUAAAUUCAAGGGUCUACAGUUAAACACUAAUUAUAUAACAAUCUAAUAAUUGCAAUAAAAACUUCAGCUAUAGUUAUGUAUAGAAAUCUAAAUUUCAGCUACAUAUUGAUCGUUUGCAAUAAAUAGUUUUAAGCAAAUCGAAAUGCAAUAUUCUGUGGACUGUGUUAUUGUGUCAAUAAUACAUUUUGACUUGAUUGAUUUUACAAUGCAAGCACAAUAUUUUAAUAUGUACUAUGUGCGUUUUAUAAACUUGACCUAAAAUGUAACACUUUUAUACAGUAUUUCACGGGGGUCAUAUCAAGCUUAUUUGGUCUAAAUAGAGUCUAAGACCUCUGGUUUCAUGAAUUAUAAAUCAAGAAAUAUGUGGUGUGAAUUUGUAAAUAAUCUACUGAUAAUUUAAAGGGAUAGUUCUCCCAGAAAUGGAAAUUCUGUUAUCAUUCACUGUUUUGCUUGCUUUCUUCUGCAGAACACAAAACAAGAUAUUUUGAAGAACGUUGAUAACCAAACAACACUGUACCCCAUUGACUUUUAUUGUAUGUGCACAAAACCGCUGAGAUAUUUCUCAUUAUUUCUUUUAUGUUCCACAGAAGUCAGUCAUGUGACGAUUUUAAAUAACAUGAAAGUGAAUAAAUGACGACGGAAUAUUUA
Molecule: messenger RNA, 1960 nt
Organism: Triplophysa dalaica
Lineage: Eukaryota; Metazoa; Chordata; Actinopteri; Cypriniformes; Nemacheilidae
Product: trans-L-3-hydroxyproline dehydratase
Exons: 6
Coding region: 205-1242 (345 amino acids)
Molecular function (GO): hydro-lyase activity
Source: RefSeq, a predicted model, not a curated record